Messenger RNA from Zymoseptoria tritici IPO323, 687 nucleotides. RefSeq lists its product as uncharacterized. The transcript is spliced from 3 exons. The record is from RefSeq and is a predicted model, not a curated record. NCBI's taxonomy places the organism in Eukaryota, Fungi, Ascomycota, Dothideomycetes, Mycosphaerellales, Mycosphaerellaceae. Bases 1 to 687 code for a protein of 228 amino acids.
AUGGAGAAGACGACUUUGCCGCGGACCACUGCUACGACACAGGUUCUGCGACUACAGAUCUUGAAGACUCCUCUCUCCGCCAGACCCGACAUCGUCGUACUGACGACCUUGCUAUCUCCCCCACUGCCCGAAGACAUCGAAGCCCAGAUAAUCAAUCUGGAAAUUCGGACAGACCGGGCCAGCUCGGAGGUCCGGUUCAGAGACAGCGACUCCAGCGAGCACGACUCCAGCGAGCACGACUCCAGUGAGCACGCCUCCACCGAGCACGACUCCACCAGAUACGACUCCGACGAACCCGCCCACGACUUGGAGAAGCGAGAGAAGGGCUACUCAGAAGGGAUAAGUCUCCAGAAUAACGCGAGACGUGGAACGAGUCUAGAAGGCGCAAUAGUCGACGAGCAGGAGUGCCUUGGUAGGAAACUUUACCUGCUGGAAGGCGAUGCGGACUACUGUUACCUGCAAGAGGAGGACGAGAGCGCUGAUGUUCCCCUCAUCGAGUUGGAGGGCGUCCACUUGAGUUGGGUUCCCCAUCGCAGGAGUUUCGUAGGCCUGGAAGCGCUGUCAUGGCUAUCGGGAAGUGAAGCCGGCGGUCUGCAAGGCCGUAUCAUGCUCAAAAGCAUUGAACAUCUGACCGGCGAUGUCGAUCUUGGGUGGAUUUCAAAGGUUGUUCCGAACGCUCAAGGUUGA